AUGAGUCUUCUAGCUAAAACUACGAAUGUUGAAACCACAGCGGUCACUUUCUUCAUCAUCCUUCUAAUUUGCCUCAUUUGCAUCUUCCUUUUAUUGGUGGUUUUUUUCUAUAAAUGUAUUCACGGCAAAGGAGAUGAAGAGGCAGAAACACUUCCUUGUACAGAUGCCGAUGGAGGUGCUUGUGCAGCUGCUGAUGGGGAGAAGAAUAACCCAGAAGACCAAGGAAAGGACGUAAUGGAAACUAUGCCGGUGAGGCCUGGCAUUCUUGUCCAGAGACACACUAAGGAAAGCUCAAGGACAGGGAGCAAGGAGAGAAGUCAGGAAAAAACAAAAGUUGAAGGUCAAGAGGUGAUGUGUUUUUCCACUCUCAAGGGGCAAAUUAGAAUGACUGAAAAGGAGGGUGCCAAUAUGGAGAAAACACCUACAUCUCUCAGUAGAGUUCAUUCAGGUGCUGAAAGCCAAAAAAGACCUUUAAAAGGAGUGACAUUUUCUAGGGAGGUAAUUGUUGUGGAUCUUGGGAAUGAAUACCCUACACCUCGAAGCUAUACUAGAGAACAUAAAGAGAGAAAGUGAAGCCCAAAAAAGGCUAAGAGUGAAAGAAAGUGUAACCUUUGACUAAUAUUGGAAUGACUGAGGGUACAAAAUCACAUUCAAACAGUAAAAUAAUGGGAAUUGAGCAAAUACAGAUAGUAUUUUACCUUUGUGCAGAAAGAAGUGAGUCACAUGCAAAAUUCUGUAAGUAAAAUGCUCAGAGCUUGAAUAUAAUUUUUUAAAAAUCAAAUCUGAGUUUAAGAAAUUGAUUGUAUUAAGUGUCCUUAAAACUCUGUCUACUCACUCUUCUAACAUGUGAAUAAAGUUAUUUGUGUU
Otolemur garnettii (small-eared galago) is the source of this 867-nucleotide messenger RNA. RefSeq names its product chromosome unknown C2orf74 homolog (gene DEMA1). The coding region runs from base 1 to 573 and encodes 190 amino acids. The transcript has 4 exons. The record is from RefSeq and is a predicted model, not a curated record. Lineage: Eukaryota; Metazoa; Chordata; Mammalia; Primates; Galagidae.